This is a messenger RNA of Eruca vesicaria subsp. sativa (arugula), 1680 nucleotides long. The record is from the annotation of a GenBank genome assembly. NCBI's taxonomy places the organism in Eukaryota, Viridiplantae, Streptophyta, Magnoliopsida, Brassicales, Brassicaceae.
AUGACGUCUAUCGCACGUCAUCUUUCAUCUGGAGGAUUGAUUAACAAAGUGGAUUCGCUUAAGUCUAAUCACACCUUGAAGCGUUAUCUUGAAUCUAAGGAGCCGAUCAAAGCUCUCUUAAACUUCCGGCAACGAUUUAGAGAAAGCCCUAGUUUCAUAGACAGUUUCUCUGUCUUGUUCGCCAUUAAAGCUUCAUCAUCUGCUCAUAAAGGUCAUUCCUUUAUAGGCCAACAGAUCCACGCUCUUGUAAGAAAACUUGGGUUCCAUAGCAUAGUCCAGAUUCAGACAUCCCUUGUCGGUUUUUACUCAGCUGCAGGUGAUAUCGCUAGUGCACGCCAAGUGUUCGACGAAACGCCUGAGAAACAAAAUGUAGUCUUGUGGACGGCUAUGAUUGCAGCUUACGCUGAGAAUGAGAAAAGUGUGCAAGCUCUUGAGAUGUUUCGACGAAUGGAAGAAGAAAGAGUUGAGCUUGAUGAAGUGAUUGUUACUGUGGCUUUAUCGGCUUGUGCUGAUCUCGGGGCGGUACAGAUGGGAGAAGGGAUAUAUUCGCGGAGCAUCAGGAGGAGACGAAGAUUGGGUGUGGAUUUAACUCUGAGAAACUCACUUCUGAACAUGUAUGUAAAAGCUGGGGAUGUUGAGAAAGCGAGGAGAGUCUUUGAUGAAACAGUGAGAAAAGAUGUGACUACUUACACGUCUAUGAUCGUAGGGUAUGCUUUAAACGGCCAAGCUCAAGAAUCAUUAGAACUCUUCAAGAAAAUGAGUCAAGAUUCAUCCGUGUCUCCAAAUGAUGUGACCUUCAUUGGCGUCUUGAUGGCUUGUAGUCACGGCGGUUUAGUUGAAGAAGGGAAGCGACAGUUCAGGAGCAUGGUUGAAGAUUACAAUCUUAAACCUAGAGACGCUCAUUUCGGAUGUAUGGUGGAUUUGUUUUGCCGUUCAGGGCGUUUGAAGGAGGCUCACGAGUUCAUAAAUCAGAUGCCGGUGAAGCCAAACGCGGUGAUUUGGAGAACCCUGCUUGGUGCUUGUAGUCUUCACGGGGAUGUUCAGCUAGGGGAAGAAGUUCAGAGACGGAUCUUUGAGUUAGAUCGUGAUCAUGUUGGGGACUAUGUUGCCUUGUCGAAUAUUUACGCUGCGAAAGGAAUGUGGGAUGAGAAACUGAAGAUGAGGGAUCGUGUGAGGAAAAGAAGGGAGCCUGGGAAAAGCUGGAUUGAGAUGGAAAACAUUAUCGCUGAAUUUGUUUCAGGGGGUGGUAAUGAUGAUGGGAAGCUAAUGGUGGGAGAGAUUAGCGAGGUUUUGAGGUGUUUAGUUACUUGCAGGGCAGUUCAGUCUAGAGUCCUCCUUGGGGCUGCACUUGGCGCUAUCGCUGGAGCUAUUCUCUCUGUUGGAGUGUUAGAGGCUUCUCAUUUUGUGGAGCAGCUGUUUCGUGGGAGACUAGUAGAUGAACAAUUCAAGUCGACAAUGGUGAAUUCACACCACUGGAAGUUAAGAAUCUCUGAUGUUAGCUAUGAAGAGCGGGAUGAUUUUAUGGUGAACUGGAACGCAGAGUCUUAUCAGGACAUUGAAGCAGGCAAAAUCACACGAAGCUUACCGAGAUGUGAUCACACGUUCCACCUGGCUUGUGUUGAUAAAUGGCUCAUCAGACAUGGAUCAUGCCCCAUUUGCAGACAGGCCGUUACAGAAUAA